Molecule: messenger RNA, 1065 nt
Organism: Scheffersomyces stipitis CBS 6054
Lineage: Eukaryota; Fungi; Ascomycota; Pichiomycetes; Serinales; Debaryomycetaceae
Exons: 1
Coding region: 1-1065 (354 amino acids)
Source: RefSeq, a predicted model, not a curated record
AUGUCGACUCAUUUUACGCGUGACUUUUUGCAGGUGAUUCGUGGGCCGAUAUGUAAUCUUGAAAUGUUGAACCUAAACAUCCUGAAACGACAUCCAAAAGACCAACUACAGCUGGCUGGGAAUAUGAGUGCGGAUGGGGACUUCGAUAUUGACCAUCGCGACAUAUUUCAGAACUUGGAUGUUAGCCUUCUAGAGCUUUUACAUCGUCGUAGAGUGACGGAGCGUUUUCUAAACGCUUCGCCCGACGAGAGAAUCGCUAUACUCAACGAAGAGAUGGACACUCUUGGCCAGGAAAUUGAUGAUACUUUAAUAGAGAGGCAUAAUCUCUACACUGAACAAAGAGGUCACGUCCACAACUCAGUGUUUCGGUGGGUCUGGAUCGGUAUUCCUCUUCCAGUCUUCAGAUCUCGCAACUUUUAUAGAAAUUAUAGUAUGAGACGCAUGUUGACCGUGUUGGCCGCAUUUGUUACUGCUCUAUGGCAGCGUUUCGUUCGUAUGGUGCUGUUGGUUGCGUUUGGCUUUGCACUUUUCAAUUAUGUGCCUAAUCUAUUCCGAAUGGUGCUUGUUAUCGGAAACCAAAUCACAUUUUCCGAAAACUUCUUAAGAGAUGCUUUGACUUAUAUAUUCCGUGACAACACAGCAAUGAUGGAACGUCACCUUCUCAUCUUGAAGAGCAAUUACGAUUUGUCCGCUGGAAUUGCUGGCGACAGCUCCGUGUUUAACACCACCUACUCAUUGGCAUACAAUAUUACCUGUAGAUACCUAAUGAGUUUCUUCAUUGAUUUCGGAGAGGACACCGCUGUGUAUAUUGACAACAAAUCGUUGGUGUUCAAGUUUGGUGAUGUAAUUAACAGCUGCUUCCCGGUGUUGACGAGCCAUCCCUGGUAUGGGACCUUUGUCACCGUCUCGGUGUAUAUGUUGUACUCUGUAGUGGGAAUCCUCAUCUGUGUGAACAUCAACUGGUUCUACGCAGCCAACAUUCUCAACCGUAUCCUGAGAUACAGACGGUUUUACUUUAGCUUGGCCAAGAUCGUGUGGAAGAGCUUGUUUUCGGAAGUCUUAUAG